CUGUUUUAUAAUUAAUGAUCAGCUCAAGUUCAUCCAGAUCUAAGGACGAUGUAUAACGGAGUUGCUGAAAAUGUGCUCGGUACUAUGGGUACCAUAUUUUGGUGUAUUCAAUUGAUACCCCAGAUUGUUCAUAAUUAUAAACGCAAAGACUGUGAAGGACUCCCACCUUCGAUGAUGUUUUUAUGGGCAUUGAGUGGGAUUCCAUUUUCGAUAUACUUUGUUGGUACCGAUGGAUCCAUACCCUUGAGAAUACAACCACAACUAUUUACCUUAUUCUGUACGAUUUCCUGGAGUCAAACGUUGUAUUAUCCACCAGUCAGGCUUCCCAAAUGGAGAUUGGUUGCAUACGUGGGGUCCUUCUUGGUGGUGGCCUUGGGCUUGGAGUUUGGGUUUAUCUUUUGGCUCCGUCCGGUAUAUCGUCACGGGACACAUUGGCCAAUGUUGGUAGUUGGGAUUGUUGCGUCGGUGUUAUUGGCCAUUGGGUUAUUACCCCCGUAUUUUGAAAUAUGGAAAAGAAGAGGCCGUGUCUAUGGAAUCAACUUUUUCUUUUUAUCAAUGGACUCUGCUGGGGCCUUACUUUCAAUGAUUAGUAUCAUUGUUGGAACUAUGGAUAUCAUGAGUAUGGUCUUGUAUGCAAUUGUUCUAUUUCUAGAAAUGGGCAUCUUCCUUUGUCAAAUAGUUUGGUAUCUUGCUGGAGGAAGACAAGUUAUCAAGAAGGAGAAGGCUGAAAGGAAAGAAGCUAAAAACUUCAAGGAAUUGGAUCUGGUUAAGGUAGACAGUGACGAAAAUACUACUUACGACCAAGCAGAAAAGGAGGAAACAAGUCCAAACCAUGUUUGAUUCUUGCUCAUCUGCAUGCUUGAGUAAGUGAUUCGACUGCUACUUUAAACAUUUCAAAUCCUUCAAUUCGCUUCAUGUUACUUUUUUGCUUUUUCAACCACGGCAUAUUUCCGGUUAUUUUCACAAUUUUUUUGUUUUUUAAUAGAAGAACUGGUUUCUUCAUUGGCUUAUACUGUUUUAUAUAUUUCUAC
This is a messenger RNA of Hyphopichia burtonii NRRL Y-1933, 1031 nucleotides long. RefSeq lists its product as uncharacterized. The transcript has a single exon. The record is from RefSeq and is a predicted model, not a curated record. Lineage: Eukaryota; Fungi; Ascomycota; Pichiomycetes; Serinales; Debaryomycetaceae. The coding region runs from base 49 to 840 and encodes 263 amino acids.